AUGGACAAAAGUUCAAAGGGUAGUCCACCCAUCGACAGGGGCGCAGUGUUCACCGCCAAUAUUGGUUUCAGGUCUGCGUAUCGCAAGAGAUCCAACACUUUCCCGACAUUCAGCAGCGAUUCGUCCUCUUUUGAUGACCACUUCGACUCGGGAUACUUCGGCCACGACUUGGGCCACGACUGUCGCGACAAUGACUUCGACUGGAGAACUCCAUCGCCUAAAGCGUUCAUCACUGACCCUUCAGUGAAGUCGUCGGCUAUAGUGAGCGCUCGUAAACCGCAAAAAAUGUCUUCGACAGGGGAUUCGCCUAAGACUCCGAACACUCCCUCAUAUAGUCCGCCACUAAUGCCACUUUGGCCGGACACUUAUAGUCCGAUAAAUCACAACAAGUCUCCCUUUUCGCCCAACAUGUCAUCACCGAUGUUGACGUAUCCAAUGGUGCCGAUGCGGCCCCCGUACGGACUCAACUCUUGGAAUUUAUUGAGCCCUUUGUUUGGCAACACAAUGAAUACAAUGAGUCCACUCUUCGAUCAAAGCCCUCUUCACAUGAGUCAACACUUUAAUCCGCAAAACACUUCGGACCGAAUCCUGGAGUCCGCGAAACAACACCGAAAUGCGGCCGCUUUUGCCGACGCGCGACACACUUGGAGCGGAACUGUUCCCACUUCGCCGGCAAAGACUCCGGUUUAUUCGUGCAAAGUAUUCCUGGGAGGCGUCCCCUGGGAGAUGACUGAUCACGACAUUAAGCUGACGUUCUCUCGCUUUGGAAACGUCAAUAUUCUGCGUCCGGGCCAACACGUGCGGCUCUCGAGGACGAGUCAGAAUAAAGACAAAGCCGGCUAUCUUUACCUCAUCUUCGAGUCGGACAAACAGGUGAAGUCACUGUUGAGCGCCUGCAUCCAUGACUUCAGCAAUGGUGGCAAAUACUACUUCGCUCUCAACCAAACCCGCUUUCGUCCGAAAGACGUUCAGAUAAUCCCAUGGAAUGUAAACGACACCACUUUUGUGAGGAGUCCGACCGCCAGAGUUGACGCAAAUAAGACGGUUUUUGUGGGCGCUCUGCACGGAAUGCUGACCGCCGAUGGUUUGGCCGCUAUUCUCGAGGACCUGUUCGGUGGUGUGGUUUACGUUGGUAUCGAUACCGACAAAUACAAGUAUCCAAUCGGUUCGGGAAGAGUGACAUUCAGCACAACCAAGUCCUACGCCCGAGCGGUUCAGGCGGCGUUCAUCGACGUGAAAGCGGCCCGUUUUCAGAAGAAGAUCCAAAUCGACCCCUUCCUCGAGGACAGCAAUUGCACGCAUUGUCGCACAGAAAAGGGGCCCAUAUUUUGUCGCGACCUAUGCAUGACAUACCUGUGCAGAACGUGUUGGGAUGUGAUCCACGCGACCGAAGGCAUGACCGGUCACCAGCCUAUCAUGAGAAACAAAAGCAAAGACUACGUCCGCGAACUGCCGGAUCCGUUGUUUACGAAAGCGUUGUUUGAUAUGAUGGACGAUGGGUUGAGCGUGUGUUUGGCGGAUGACCCUGCUGGAAAUGCCAAACUCAUGUUCUCUAUACUCGAAUGCCUGCCAAAGAUCAAUAGGUGUACGGUUUUGUUUUUGAUGGAUCACCUGAAGAAGGUUAUGGGACGCGCCGACAGGAAUAAGAUGUCGUCGCAAGCGAUGGCCAUCUGUUUUGGACCACUCUUUACGUGCCAUUCGGAGAGUGAAAAUCUUCACAAACCGAUCGAAGUCUUCAAGUUUUUGCUAGAGAUUUGGCCUCAAAGGAGAAGUUCGACCUCAAGAAGUGUGAGCAACGACUCGAUGCUCUCGAAUAAAGCGCCGAUCGUUGGGAAACACGAGCCAUCAAUGCCUGUCAUAUCAUCGCAUUCCAUCUCAUCCACCGUUCAGACGAAUCCAAUCAUCACAACAGCCAUCACAUCCACAUCAACGGCCAGUUACAGCCAUUUGCCGCCGAUUGCCAUCCCAUCGACCACUAUAAGUAUGCUGCCGACCACCGCAGCCCUCACUCCCGGCCCGUCGCCCACCGCUCUUACAAUAUGCGAGUCGACGACCGGAGUAACCGUUACCACAACCACAGCCACUAGUGCUCUGACAGGUCGUGUCAUAGACCGCGGCUCUGACAUGAUUGACGAGUCCGUGCACCAGACCAUUGCCGGUCCGCCGCCGCCCACUGUUAAGAAAACGGUGGCAUUCGCUCAGCAAAACAACCGCUCCGUCAGUAAUAACGGCCCGCCGGGCGGUGCGGGCGGUGUCGGCACUGCCGGUGGCACCGGAGUGGCGGUCAGUGGGAGCGGAUCCGUGGGUCAAAGUAGAGCACUUCCCUUUCCACCCAAUUGCUAGCGUUAUCUAAUUGUUGUUAUUAUUAUCAUAAUUGUUGGAACCGAUGGCUCUGUUAAAGUCCAUCAAAAACUGUGUCAUGUUUUUGAUUUGUGAUAAACACGUAAAACCACUCAACAGUUUUAGGACUACUUCUGCGACCAUUUGUUUCGAUUGACUCCCAAAAAAAUAAAGACAAAACUCAACCCAAAAAUGCAAUUCAAUAAUAGAAGACAAUUGAAAUUAAUGGAAGACUUUCUCCUACUUUCACUCCUCUCUCUCUCUCUCUCUCUCUCUCUCUC
Molecule: messenger RNA, 2621 nt
Organism: Medioppia subpectinata
Lineage: Eukaryota; Metazoa; Arthropoda; Arachnida; Sarcoptiformes; Oppiidae
Source: the annotation of a GenBank genome assembly